Molecule: messenger RNA, 7414 nt
Organism: Xenopus tropicalis (tropical clawed frog)
Lineage: Eukaryota; Metazoa; Chordata; Amphibia; Anura; Pipidae
Gene: vwce
Product: von Willebrand factor C and EGF domains
Exons: 31
Coding region: 618-4742 (1374 amino acids)
Cellular component (GO): extracellular region
Molecular function (GO): calcium ion binding
Source: RefSeq, a predicted model, not a curated record
UGGAGAGAAAGCUUUGCCAGAUGUGGGGCCGUUUCCUUCUUGUUAUGAUGUGAGGGGCUGCUAUCCCAUCAACCUCAUCAGCACAGCGGAGAGGGAGAAAGUGAGUCAAAAGGAGGGAAAGAAAGAGAAGGGGAGAAGGAAGGCAGGGGGAAUGGCAAGCUCCUGGGUUUGAUACAGUGUAGUGACAGAGAGAGACAGGCACACACACAGAUAUAGAGAGAGAGAGAGGGUCCAGGAGGAAAAGAGAGAGGGAGGGGGCAAGGAAGCAGAGAUAAGAGUGACACAGGACAGGAGAACUGAUAGAGGGGAGGCUGAGAGACAUGCAAGAGGGGGUGGGAAACAUACACUUAGGAAAGACAGAGGGUUGAGGAAGGUUAAAAAAGAGUAGGUUAGAGAACAAGAAACACAACAAGAGUGGGGCGAGAAGAGGUAAAGGAAGAAGAGAAAACAAAACCUCUCUAGAGAGAGAGAGAGCAGGAAACAGACAGAGGAAAAUGCUCACACAGUCAGGGAAAGUGGCAGGGCAAUAAGUAAAAAGGCUAAGAGAGAGAGAGACCAAAACGCAGAAAGAUCCCACUCUAUUGGCCGUUGGAUUUGGGGCUGGCUCGGUGUGCAUCAUGCUCCCAUUUUGGCUGGGGAUGUCCUGCUUACUGCUGCUCAUUUCUGAAACAGGAGGGAGAGUUUAUAAGGGGAGGAAGAAACCCCCGGCACUGACAGCGCAAAGGCUCCGAUCUGGACCUCAUGUUUGUUUCUCAGGGAUGGGAGCGGGUUGCUGCCCUGGCUGGACAGUAUCUCCUGGCACAGGGCAGUGUCUUCAGCCCCUUUGUUCAUUUGGCUGCGCAAGUGGGUUCUGCAUUGCCCCAAAUGUAUGUUCCUGCCGAGAUGGGCAUCAAGGUGUCACUUGUGCAGAUGAAUUUUCCAGUGAACAUGAAAAGACUUUGGAAGACAAAGGUACUCCUCUCACCUGCCUAUCUGCUUUGUGUGAUCAGAACUGUAGAUUGGUGAAUGGGGUUCCAUCAUGUAGCUGUUUCCAUGGAUACAGUCUUGGGAAAGAUGGCAGAACCUGCUAUGAUGUUGAUGAAUGUUCCAGGCCACAGGCAUCCAGCCUCUGUCAACAGCAAUGCAAGAACAGUAUUGGCAGCUAUAGAUGCCUCUGUUUCUAUGGGUAUCAAAUAUCACCCAAUGGUCGCUCUUGUAUACCAACCAAGAACCUAAACUUUAUCGCAGGCAUUGCAGCUCCUUCCCCUUGUGGAGAAUACGGCUGUGAAUUAAUGUGCAAUGAUGGCGGCUGUGAGCACGUGUCAAGGGUGUGUCCUGUUGGAUUCCGAAUGGCAGAGACUGUAAAUGGAGUGACCUGCACAGAUAUUGAUGAAUGUGAGGCCUCUUCAUGUGAAGGAACCUGCAUAAAUACAGAGGGAGGAUUCGUGUGUGACUGUGGGCCAGGCAUGAAGCUAUCUACUGACAGGACGAGCUGCUACGACAUUGAUGAAUGUUCCUCUAAAAGAUCCCUGUGCCAACAAAAAUGCAAGAACCUUCAGGGCAGCUACAGGUGUUUGUGUGCGACGGGGUUCGUCCUUCAGAGCAAUGGACACACCUGUGCAGACAUAAAUGAAUGUCGGAGGCCAGGAACAUCCCAUCUUUGCAAACACUUCUGCCACAAUACUCAUGGAAGUUUCUUCUGUUCUUGCCGGGCUGGGUUUCUGCUUGAUCCAGAUAAGGUGUCAUGUAUUGAUGUGGAUGAAUGUUUAGAAAAUGCCACCAUAUGCCCUCUGGGAAGCUGUGUGAACACACUGGGGUCCUAUUUCUGUGCAGAGAUUCCAGCGGGAAUGCAGACCACAGGCCUCCCUUGGGAAACACAGGCAGCACAUGGGAACUGGAUGCCAUUCCAGCCAACAUCAGUAAUGCCCCAGACAUCUGAGUCACUGACUACUGGUGGCCCUCACCCUCUCAGGACCAGCACUGAGUUAGCACAAGGCAUUUUCAGCACAACUACUACCUCAGCGCCACAAAGCACUUUGGCAAACACAAACAUCAUACCACGUCCACAGCACCUCAGAAUUGGCCACCCUCCACUAGCUCAGAAAGCCUCUGGAAUUUCCCAUAUGCCUCUGAAAGAAAACAUGAUAGCCCAAUCAGGUACCACCACUGUAUCAUUCACUAACGUGCCAGAUUCCCACUGCUGGCAUAACAAGGAGCUGCAUUUAAGUGGUAGUACAUGGGCAGCACUGGGAUGUACUGACUGCACUUGCCAGGAUGGAAAUAUAUCUUGUGAAAAAAGGAUAUGCACCCCAAACUGUUCACACCCCGUCAUGUAUCCUGACAGCUGCUGCCCUAUGUGUGACGGAUGCCUUUUUGAGGGAGUUUCCAGGGUAGAUGGAGAGCUUUUCCCAAAUUCUCCAGACAAUUGCACAAUCUGCAUCUGCCUGGCUGGAAAUGUCACAUGUAUCCCUCCUGUGUGCCCUCCUGUUACAUGCACUGACCCCUUCCUAUCAGACUGCUGCCUCAGAUGCCCAGAUGGAUGUGAAUUCCAAGAUCAUUUUUAUCCCCAUGGAUCCAAAUUUAGCAGGGAUGAUAAUGGAUGCACCUCUUGUUUAUGUCAGAACGGCGCUGUUGAAUGUUCGUUUAUUCCAUGUCCCAGUCUAGAAUGUCCCAGAGAGAACUGGGUGCUGGAGGCCGGCCAGUGUUGCUUUAAAUGCCAGGAACCCAUGCAAAGGACAGGGUGUCCUUUUGAUGAUAAUGGAAUUGAAAUUCCUGUUGGGCAGAUCUGGUCGCCGGGAGAUCCCUGUGCAAUCUGCAUUUGUCAGGCAGACAGCUCCAUCGUGUGCAAGAAAACAGACUGCGUGGAGACCUGUCCACAUCCAAUCACAGUGCCAGGGCAAUGCUGCCCAGAUUGCUCAGCGGGUUGUUCUUAUGGUAGAAGAACAUUCAGGAACAAUGAAAGCUUCCCCUCUAAUUCAGACCCAUGUCUCACUUGCAUUUGUCUGAUGGGCACUGUAGCCUGUUCUCCAAUUGAGUGUGCAGUAAACUGCACGUACCCUUUCCACGAUGAAGGAGAGUGCUGCCCUGUUUGUCGAGAUUGCACAUAUGAUGGCAGAAAAGUUCUGAAUGAACAGACUUUCUACCUCGAGAGUGAUCCUUGCACUCAGUGCACUUGUCAGCUUGGAGAGGUGCAUUGUGAGGCAAUCGUGUGCUCUGCUUCCUGCUCACAUCCUUAUGUCUUUCCUGGGGAAUGUUGCUCCUCUUGUGAAGAGUGUCUCUUUGAAGGCCAUCUUUUAGAGAAUGGAGGCUCCUACAUAUUAAAGGUGGAUCCCUGCAUUGUGUGUCAUUGUUCUGGUGGAAAUGUUCAAUGUGAGCAAAGGGAUAAUUCCUGUACUCCAUGUGUGCAGAAGACACAGGAUUGUCUAAAUGAAGUGCCAGAUAUUUUUCAUUAUAAUCAGCUGCAAAUCAUGCCUGCGGAUCUACAUCAGUCUGCUGGAUCCCACAGUCCAAAUAUCGCACUGAAGCUACUGAAUGAUGCAGUGAUUUCCCAACCCACCUAUAUUCCUUUUUUCCAAAGAUUAGUAUCCAGGCGAAAUACUGAGAUCUUAGGAACAAUUUCAGCUGGUCCAACUACUGUCCUUCAUGGAAAAACACCUGCAGACUCAACUCCUCCUGGCUAUAAUAAGGAUUAUUUAACUACAAACCCUGUUGACCCUUUGCCAAAUGCACACACAACAAUCACCCACACAGGAGAAAUAAAGUCUGUUUCAGCAUCAGAGCCAUUCAGAAACAUUAUUAUGCCUUCUUCAAAAUUGCCUCAAAGAGAAGCUACAUCAUCAAACUCAUCUCCACAACCUGAAGAAUAUUUGCAUGAAUCUUUUCUGGGUUUGCAUACACAAAAGUUAUCUACACCUACCUCCUCUUUAGGCAUUCCUAAUAAGUCUUUCCCUUCAGCAGUUAUUUCUACCUCAACACUAAUGCCUCAAAUGUUUCCUUUUUCUGAUAUGUCUUCUGGUCCAUCCAAACUAACUUCUGACAGCGCUGCCCUUCAUCCACCUGCUUGGAAUGCAGAUAGUUCUGUUCAGUCACCAGCACAUGAUUUUAUUUCUUCUUUCACCCAUACACCGGACUCACAUUCUUUAUUUACCCACUCACAAAGACCCCUCUCUUCUGGCACUUCUGAUAUAUCAUCUAUCCAUGCAGAUACCACUCAAUUCUCUUUGUUAGCCAAAAACACUCUAGGCUAUACCUCGGCCCCUGCACCCCAUGCUGCUCACUUCCCAACCUCUGCAAACAUCAUCCCGAGUGAUUCUGGGAUUCCUCUCAUGCAGCUAAACCACAGAGAGUCAGAGAGUGAUGAACUGGGGAAUGGACACGCAAUUGGAUGUUCUUUAAAAGGUCUUGAAUUUUCCAGUGGCUCCAUCUUUGUUGCUGACAUGGACUACUGCCUGCCCUGUGAAUGUUUGAAUGGAGAGAUCUACUGUUCACACCAAGAUUUAUUCCCCAGUGGACUGUGUUGCCAGAGCUGUAGCCACCAGGGUGUUGAUUCUUGUGCAGGGAAAAUAAACCAGGUCCAUUCAGAAAGUAUGAGGAGUCAGAACCUUUGCAAUUGCAGAAAUCUCAGUCUUCACUGUGACUCUUGCUCGUUCAGAGAAGAAUGCAGAAGAAAUGGCUCUACACAAACCGCCAAGGAAGAACAACUACCUGAGAACAUCCACUGGGCUCCACUUAUAUUUGAAGGGGAUGUUGAGCCUCAGAGAUGAAAUCUGCGAGACCAUCAAUAACUAGAGCAGAGAAACAGAGGAAGCUUAUUAUGAUGUUACUGUCUUCUCAUCCCAGCUUCUUCAUACCACUCAAGGGGAUGGAAUGGCACUGCAGAACCUUUGGUUUCAUCUCUUGGUGAGCUCUGAAGUUCCCCUUCAAUAAAUAAUAAGAGUUAUGAGUAUGUUCAACAAGGUCAUCUUGAAGAACCAAACAGACUUGAAAUUCAGUAUGGCUCACCCUCCCUAUUAAUGUACAGCCUCGACACAAUCUUCGCUAGUAAUUCAAGGCAUGUUGACAGUAAACAGAGCAACCUUUCUCGGCUGAUGGUGAGACAAGGCGGUUUUCUAUGCAGACCUGAUCUCACUAGUGGCUGGAAGCAGAACUAUAAGAGGAGACUGAUACAAGAACAUCUGGAGAACCAUUAUAGCAAGUGUGCCUGUGGCUUUUAUACUUUCCCAAUGUAUUGUUUAAUGGAAUGUGUUAGUAUCACUUUAAAAGACUCUCUAAUGCUAUUCCUACUAUAUAAAAUGAAACCACUAGCUCCCUCCAAUCCAGAUCCCUGUUUGUAACCAGUGUGUCAAGCUCCAACAUGCUGCCAGGUCUGGCAGGUCUCCUCACCAUCAGGUUUGAACUGAGGUUCAAAAUAGGCCCUGGCAUUUCAAGUACACAGAGGCCAAAACAACCCCCACCAGCCCAAUAAAUAGUAACUGUCUAUGGCAUCUUAUAGCAGACCCCCUGGCAUUUGCCAGAACCCACAGAUUGCCAGUUCGGCCCACCAUUCCCAAUUUCACCCCGACAUCUUACCCAAACUUUUUCUUUGGAAACAUUAAUGAGUUCCAGGUUGGGAUGUAAUAGGCUUUUAUUGACAAUAAGAGAUACAUAUAUUCAUCAACAAUAGGUUAAAGUUUAAAAUCAUUUAGGCAGCUGCCUGCCAUGCCAGUAGUGAGAGAAGGCAAACCAGAAACCAUAAAACCCACCUGAGGCCCUUGUCCAAAAACCCCUGGCAAUCUGUGAAAUAUAAUCUAAUCUCCUUUUGCUCUGACACUAAGGGAGGGAGGCAGGAUGAUGUUUCCUGGCUGCCCAGCAGGUAAAGAGCCUAUACUUCCUUCACAGCCCCAAUAUCUUUCAUAGUGUUGGCCUUACUUUCUGCGGUGACUCUCCCACCAAUCCAUGUCGGAAGCCCUACCAUCAACUAAUACUCCCUGCUUACCCUUCCAAGCACCAUCAAGGCUCCUUUUUCUUAAAGAUAUGAAGCCUCCAUCUUCCUAAAGCUGUGACAUUGGGCUGGGGAAACCUGACUGCAAGAAGCAACAAUGUAAACAGUGUCUUGAGCAAUUCAGCCCCAAUCCCACUAUUUUAGAAUAGAAUUAGCAGCAAUGUUGGUUUGUUUUAGUAAGUAUGAAUAGCAACGGAACAUGUUAGUAUCCCCUUUAGUGAUUAUCAUCUCUGAGGCACAUACACAAAAUGUAAAAACAUAUCAUUAACCCAUAUAGUUGUAUAAGCUCCCAAAUAUGGAACCCUUUUAAUGCUCUUAACUUGCAAAUAUUAUAACCUAUUAAUAAUCUGGGUGUUCUUUUUGUUGUUUUCUACUUAAAUAGCCAGGAAUAAUCAACUGCAUGAAGCGAAUGCAGUCUAUUUGUGGCCAUAAAAUGUGAUUGCGGAAUGGCAGCUACAAUUUUCAUUUUUCUGAAAAGUUGAUGUUUCCCCUACAUCAUAGGCUUUAAAAACUACUGAACUGCUUCCUCAGCCAGAUGUGAUCCUAGGAACUGCCAAUAAAAUGGGCAAUAGGAUAAAACAGUCGAAUUAUUGAAACUAAGGUUUGUAGCAUUUCAGUUUGUUCAUGAUUGGAGCUCCCCACGUGAUGCAAUGGAGCAGGUAUGGACACAAGUACCUUUCUCAAUACUGUUGCUCAAAUAAUCAAGUGAUUCUUCACUACCCUUCUCAGUCUGUCUCUCUUCAUGCAGAUUUGUGUCGGAGUCAGUUAUCUUUAAAGACAGUAAUACAUUGUCUAGAGUGGCAAAGGGAGCCCAUACCAAUAUAUUUGACCUAACUAUCAAUCGAAAUCCCACUUCCCCUAGCAACCAGGAAACUGCCCAGGCAGUUCAUUAUUGAACAUAGGAAUUUGAUGCCACCUGCUGAAGUGUUUAAUUUUUAUUUAUAUAGUGUUGUAUGAUAAUAAUAAUAAUGAUGGCCAGUACUUGGAUGGGUCUGACUGGCAUGGAGUCUUGGCUCAGUCCUGCGUCAGUGGCUUCUGAAAAACUAACAUGAAAUUCCCAGGGAUUCAGAUGCCAGACAGCAGGGCAGCGACUAACUGCCAGAGGGUUCUGUAUACAGCACCACAGACACUGUCAGCACUAUAUAGAACAUAUUAUAGAGGGAGUCCCAUGUAUCUUCUAUUGACCACUGUACCCAAUAAUAUCUUUCUUUAUCCCUCUUCUUUCGCAUGGCAAGGGCCCUAACCACUAGUUAAUAUAGAUAACGUGCCAUAUCCCUGCACCUCAUAAAAAGGGCGGUUUUGGUUGCAUAUGAAUGUUACAGAUGUAUUCGCGAUUAUAAGACUUUUUUUAUUGUAUGAGAGAAAUAAUUUUUUUUCUAACAUGGAGUUUCUAUAUGCAAAAUGUACUGUAUGACUGAAAAUAAAAAUUCAUAUAAUAAAAGUGUUUUUCAGAUA